Molecule: messenger RNA, 1809 nt
Organism: Pseudogymnoascus destructans
Lineage: Eukaryota; Fungi; Ascomycota; Leotiomycetes; Thelebolales; Thelebolaceae
Exons: 4
Coding region: 1-1809 (602 amino acids)
Molecular function (GO): DNA binding; protein binding
Source: RefSeq, a predicted model, not a curated record
AUGGCACCAACAACAACAAUCUAUGACCUCCCCGAUGAAGUGCUGGAUCAAAUUCUUUACUACCUGAGCCCCGAGCAAACCAUACUCAGCAUACGGCGAGCGUCCAAGCGGUUUGCCAGACUAUGCGAAGAACCCCUACUCUGGCGGUACUAUUGUCGCACCGAGUUCACUUACUGGGACACCAAACACCGAAUUAAACAGAAAUUUGGCGGCGACGUUAGCGAUGUGGAAUGGAAAAAGCUUUAUAUUUACCGAAAAAAUAUCGAUACCCGUACCUCUGAGCUAUUAGACAGCAUACUUUCCGAACAAAUAGGGCGCAUAGAUAAGACGAAGGACAUAAGUGAGUUUGGCUACGAUGCCAAAGAUAUUUUGUUGCGAAACUGCCAGGCAGAAACCGAUACGGACGAUGUACUUGCGAGGAGAUUCUACAGCAGUUCUGUCCUCGAUCAUAUCCACAGAGCCAAGGCGCUCGACGAAUGGCACAGACUGAGUAGAGGAGAUGAUAUUUCUAUAGAACGUGCCCUGGGCUGUUUUGACAUGUUUGUGUUGCAUGACCGCAAUGGGGAUCUCUGUGAAAUAUCGGAUAUGCUAGACAAGUUAGCUAAGAAGCUGGAAGCUGCCCACGCUGAUUUCUACGACCUAUCUCAGCGCCGCAAAGCACUUGUGACCGCCCGCUUUCUCAAAGACAACGACCUCACUGGCAUGGCUUCUGAAUUACAAUACCGAGAUCUCAAAAACAACUUUAUUGGCAUUGCGCUACAAGAAGAAAACCACCCUUCGCUGCCACUCAUAUCCGCAGCCAUAUAUUGUGCCGUAGCUCGCCGGCUUGGGCUGGAUGCCGGAUGUUGCGACUUUCCAAAUCAUGUACACGCAGUAGUUUCCCCCAACAAUGGGGAGACGCUUGAUGGGCCACUUAAAAAAACAAGCUUAGGCCCACCAGAACCAAUGUACCUGGAUCCCUAUAGGUCCGAUAGAGAGGUCCCAGUUGAACACCUCAAAAAUCAACUGGUGGCAUGGGGUGUGCAAGUGGAUGAUUUCCCUCGUUUUCUUACCCAUAUGAGCACGCGAAGGAUUGCACUGCGCACCUCGAAGAGUAUACUUACCACCAUCCAUGAGUUUCGAGGCCUCGGUAGAAACGGAGCAAACAAUACUGACCAUGCUUCUAUUAAACUGUAUGGAAACCCAUUUGCUGAUAUGGACAACGCAUUUUACUCAGCUCUCUGGUCGAACUUCAUACUCUCCAGUAUACCCGGACGCGCGGCUUCAAUUGACCAGGUACAGUUUAUUCCUAUAAUAUUAGAACGGUUUGAGAACCUUUAUCAUAUGGAUGGCGUCUUCCUGGAGAAGUAUAUCUGUGCAUCUCCUAGCCUUUUGGUGCGUACCGACCUCGCACGCCUUGUCGAAGCAAUCCGAGUUAUACGAGCAAGUGAUAUCAUGCCGAAGCAACUCAGACGACGAGAAAGCCAAAAACCCCACGGAAAGAUCCAGUACGAAGUUGGCCAGGUAUUUCAACACAAAAGAUACGGUUACACGGCAGUUAUUACGGGAUGGGAUGUUGAGUGUACAAUGAACUCGAGAUGGAUGGAACAGAAUCACGUCGACACGCUGCGCAAAGGACAGCACCAGAGUUUUUAUCACGCACUCGUUGAAGAUACUAGUAUUCGCUGUGUGGCCGAGGAGAACGUGGAAGUGAUUGAACCGGAUAACCCAGUUUCGCUGAUGAGUCUGGCCGGGAGAUUCUUCAAGCGCUGGGAUGGCUCGAGACACAGAUUUGUGUCAAAUAUACGGGACGAAUACCCCGAUGAUUAG